AUGCCAAAAGCCUUAUCCUUACUAGCAGGCUUUGGACUUGUUACAGUACUUACCUAUCAGUCCCGAAUCAAUCUUAUUACUAAUACAGCAUAUGUCCAAGAACAGAUCGAUGAAGCAAAAAUAAAAGCAGAUCUAGCCACUGACAGCAGGGCCAUUAGACUAUCUCUCGCGCGUCCUCCAACCAUGUUGGAAAAAUCUGUAGACAACACCAUUCUGUACUAUGAACGUAGACUUAUACCUUCUGUAAAAGAAUCUUGGAAUGCGCAGGUCGCCAAAGCUGCAUCAGCCAUUAUUCAAUCUGAUUUACCAAGAAAAACAGGAAAGUUUAUUCUGAGAAAUGUAUUUGGACAUGAAUAG
Rhizopus microsporus ATCC 52813 is the source of this 357-nucleotide messenger RNA. RefSeq lists its product as uncharacterized. The record is from RefSeq and is a predicted model, not a curated record. Lineage: Eukaryota; Fungi; Mucoromycota; Mucoromycetes; Mucorales; Rhizopodaceae. Bases 1 to 357 code for a protein of 118 amino acids. The transcript is spliced from 2 exons.